Molecule: messenger RNA, 2625 nt
Organism: Scatophagus argus
Lineage: Eukaryota; Metazoa; Chordata; Actinopteri; Scatophagidae
Gene: snx8a
Product: sorting nexin 8a
Exons: 14
Coding region: 284-1834 (516 amino acids)
Biological process (GO): retrograde transport, endosome to Golgi
Molecular function (GO): phosphatidylinositol binding
Source: RefSeq, a predicted model, not a curated record
UCAUUGAUAGCAACGUUUUAAGAAUGAGGAACAGAAAUCAAGCCAAAUUAACUUGUUCAACUGAAAUAAGGAAAUAAACAGGUGCAAAACGGCAAUAUUUUUCGGACUGUUAGGUGAAAACCAGACUUCAUUAUCAGAGCCGCCGACUCUGUGAGUUAACGCAUCAGCGCGUCUUCACAUCCUCAAAAUAUAAAAGAUUGAAUUACUGCAGGAUAUGACUCGUUAGCGACCAGUGCGUGAAAUCACAUGGAGGUGCUCUUGUGCUCACAUGACAGUCUGAACCAUGGCAGGAGAGAUCAAUGAAGGCUCAGUUCCUGCAUAUUACAGAGAAGUAUAUGAGGCCAUCUGCUGUAGGACAGAUGGGAGAGUGCAGGUUGAAGUUUUUCAGCGGUUGCUUCAAAGGACCGAGCUUUCCAAGGCGGUUUUAGGCCAGAUUGCUGAGCAUGUUGACUCCACAGAUGGAUUCCUGAGCAAGUUGUCACUCUAUAAAGCGCUGGCUUUGAUUGCUCUUGCUCAGCAAGGGAAGCAACCGAGUCCCAAACUCUUGGAGAACUGCAUACAAGAGUUACCAAAGCCUCAGCUUGGGGAGCCCGGGGACUUGAGUGCAUUGAGGAUGCAGCCUGCCCAAGAGGACAUACUCACGGUGUCCCAGACGCUGGACAAACUGCUGGCUCGAGACACAGUCCAGGUGGAGCUAAUACCUGAGAAGAAGGGCUUGUUCCUCAAACACGUGGAGUACCAGGUCACCAGCCAGCGAUAUAAAAUAUCAGUUUACCGACGCUAUAGUGAUUUCGACGUCUUCCAUGAGGUUUUGCUUCAGAGAUUUGCCUACAGGGUCGUGCCGGCACUGCCACCCAAAAGAAUGUUAAAGGGAGUCCUGACCUCUGUCUCUGAGCGCGAGUUCAUUGAGGGGAGGAGACGUGCUCUUGGCAGAUUCAUCAACUUGGUGGCACGGCAUCCCUUCUUCUCAGAGGACGAGCUGGUCAAGACCUUCCUCACCUUCAAUGGCUCUGAUGUCCAGACUAAGCUGCGUGACACUUAUAAGAAAUCUGGUGAUGAGUUCAUGACCAACAGAAUUGCAACCCAGGCAAAGGAAUAUCUCCCCGCCGACAUCCAGGCUCAGUUCUCCACAAGCAGAGAGCUGAUUAGAAAUAUUCACAACAGCUUCCACAAGCUGAGGGACAGAGCUGAGAAGAUGGCGGAGCGCUCGAAGGAGAAUGCAACUGAUCUUCUCAUGUUUGGCAGAGAACUCAGUACGCUGGGCUCAGAUGCUUCGUCUCUUCCCUCCUUGGCCUCUUCACAAAGCACCUGGGGGGCCCUGCGUCAGUCUCUGAAGAGUCUGUCUGUGGAGUUCGCCAUGUUGUCCGACAAAGCUGCUCAGCAGGGCAGACGGGAGGAGGAUGAUGUUGUGGAAAAACUGAAUCUUUUCCUGGAUUUGCUGCAGUCGUACAGAGAUCUCUGUGAGCGCCACGAGAAGGGCGUACUCCACGAGCACCAGAGAGCUCUGCACAAGUACAGUGUGAUGAAGAGGCAGAUGAUGAGCGCCACAGUGCAGACUAAAGAGCAGGCAUCAGUGGAGCAGCUGGAGUCACGAAUUGUUCAGCAAGAAAACGCCAUUCAGACGAUGGAGCUGCGAAACUACUUCUCCCUGUUCUGCCUUCAUCAAGAGACGCAGCUUAUCUUCAUCUACCUUCCAAUCACAUCCCACAUUCUGGGGGCUUUCGUUAACUCCCAGGUCCAAGGACACCGAGAGAUGGGAGAGGUGUGGAAUGAACUCCAGCCAAAGCUUGGAUGUCUCUUUGGUGGUAAAAAUGGAUUGAAAUCCCCGAUCUGAAACCUAAAUACAUGAGAUGGAGGGAGAGAAACACUGCCGCUGAGGAGGAUCACAAACUGGAAAAUAACUCCGAAAAAUAUCAAAUGCUCAGCUUUUUCCCUGCUGCAAAGUCGUACAUUACACAAUAUACAUUCCAUUCAAUAAGAGGAUUCUUAACAUAAAUGGAUGCUCAGCUUCUUUACUUAUUUUGGGCUUGAUCGUCAACCAUGUAAGUGGAAAAGACAGAGGGCUCAUAAAUCUGCCAUUUCAUGCUCUGCUUGACGAGAAAACAAUUUCCAUUUCCAAAUCAAGGAAACAAAAUCCUCUAAAUGUUAUUUUAUAAGGGCACAGUCAGCAUAUCUGACUUUGAGGAUGGCAGAAUAUUCAUGCAUUCCAUCUCACUGCCUAAAACACCUGUUUAUAACUUAACCUUGUAAGAAGUUUUAUACACUAAGAUAGUUGAGAAAGAAAUUGCAAAAAGUUUUACUUUAUUAAAGGAUGGGAUUAUUUUAAAUCUCCAGCCAUGAAGGUUUUUGGUUUUACUUGCUGAAUAACUUUAGACCAACGUAUUUUUGAUACAGAUUUUAGUUUGCAAGGACAUGUAGCAGCAUAUUUUAUACUUGUAUGGAAAAAUGUUUCUCUCAAUGUUAUAAUAUUUACUUCUGUGUUGCUCUCCGCUUAAAGUGUUUUCAAGACUCUCACUUUUACUUUAUAAGCUAUUAAGAGAAUCCUACACUCUACUAUGGUGUACAAUACUACAAAGGGCAAAGAUUUUAGAUUUAUAGAUAAAAUAAACAAAAAAACAAAACUGG